This is a messenger RNA of Neurospora tetrasperma FGSC 2508, 1122 nucleotides long. RefSeq lists its product as uncharacterized. NCBI's taxonomy places the organism in Eukaryota, Fungi, Ascomycota, Sordariomycetes, Sordariales, Sordariaceae. The transcript has 4 exons. The coding region runs from base 100 to 1122 and encodes 340 amino acids. The record is from RefSeq and is a predicted model, not a curated record.
ACGAAUUCCAAUUGUGAUUGAGUCGCGUGCUGUCGCCCGGUUACAUUACACCUUAUACGACAAUUGAUUGAGCGAAGUAAACAUUAAAUACGAAACAAAAUGCCUCCUUCAAAGCGCAAAGCGACGACAGCCUCUUCAUCCAAAGUCGGCGGGCUGCGCCAAUCGAAAUUAGCCAAAGAGAACAACAUCACCGCCCAAGAAGAAGCCGAGAUCAAAGAAGCAUUCAGUCUCUUCGCCGAGCCAAUGGAUGGCGAGAAGGAAGGAGUGAUUCCAAUAGGAGAUGUCAGACGGGCAAUGAUCGCCCUAGGAAUCCCCCCCAAAUCUAAUUCCGAACUCCGCGAAUUCACUUCCAUCCUCGAUCCAGAAGACGAAGGGUUUGCCACGUAUCCUUCCUUCCUCGCCAUUUGCGCCAUCAAGCUGUCGUCACGGGACCGCACAAGCGAAGCGCAUAUGCGCGAGGUGGACGAGGCGUUUGCUUUGUUUGUUGGUCGCUCGGCACAAGAGAUUGCACGGCUACAUGACGAUCACAAUGACGACGAUGAUGAUUACGGACAAUAUGAGGAGGAAGAGGUAGACGGAAAAGAAAAAGAAGAGCCGGUGAUAACCCUAGCCCACCUUAAAAGGGUCGCGGCUGUGUUGAAGGAGAAUGUCAGUGAGGAGUUGUUGAGGGAUAUGAUACUGGAGGCGAACGGUGGCGCGGGAGUGGGGAAGGGGGUGAGGAGGGAGGAGUUUGAUGGGGUCAUGAGGAGAGCGGGGGUUUGGAGGCUCGAUGAUGCCUUUCCCGUAUCCUGCGGUAUCCGAGAACGAGAAGACAGCGGCGACUGGAAACUAGGGACUGAAGCCGACCACCACCUGCUGCGGCAUGACCCCAGUCUGCAUGCAAAUCGCUCUCGCGCCACAGGGCUAGAGACUUGGGCUGGACGCCUGGCUGGAUUGGAAUGCCACAUUCCAUAUCUUGAACUGUUCAGACGACCGCAGGGCAAGAGACUAGAUGGGGAUCCCGUGGUACUUUCAGCAUGCCUGCAGUCUCGUCACGGGAUCAUACCGCCCAGAGUGUUGAAAAGCAGGCUCAAAAACCGAGCAAAGGGCCAAACACUCGAGCCGAGUGAGGGAAGCCGGUGA